GAUGGUCCUACCAACUGCACCAGAAACGAAAAAAAGUGACAAAACCGCCUACUUUUCGGAAUUUUCCAACAAUACGACAAUUCACGGUUUUAGAUAUUUCUCCGACCGGGGAAUCACCUUAUUUGAGAAAAUUUGGUGGUUUUUGACGUUCUGUUUGUGUGCUUACAUUUGUGCUUCUUUGAUUGCGUCAAAUUGGAAGAAAUGGGACGAAAAUCCGGUUUUUCUCAGUGUGAGUCCCAAACCGAUGAAACAGUGGGAAAUCCCGUUUCCGGCCAUAACAAUUUGCCCGGAAAAUAAGAUUUGGGGAACGAAAUAUAAUUUUACUCAUUAUCGGGAGAAAUUUGAAACGGGGAAUAUGACAGAUGAGGAAUUGCAACAUUUUGCAGACGUUACAAUGUUUUGUCAUGCAACUCCAGAAACGUACAUGUUUGAAGGGCACAACAUGAGUAUUGAUUCGUUAAAUUUUCUAAUUAAUGAAUUUCAUGGAAUUCAAACAUUGAUCCAUUUUUGCAUCUGGGUGGGGCGCACUGUCCAAAUGUGUAAUUUCCAAUUUUCCCCAAUUCUCACAAUUGAGGGGCUGUGCAUCUCGUUCAAUACGUUAAAUGCCAACGAUUUAUUCACAAAUAAAACGUAUAUUUUCGAGGGCCAUUUCAAGCAUGACAACGUCUCAAACUGGGAUUUUGACAACAAUUACGCCAAAGCUAACGAAAUUGGAUUUCCGGUUCGGUCUUCGAAAAUCACCGAUUACCUCACUGUUCGAUUUAACCUUAAUUUGAAUAAUAUUGAUAAAAAGUGCGAUAAGUAUGAAGGUUACAAAAUCUAUGCCCACCAUCCGGCCGAAUUGCCUUCGAAAUACGUCAAAAUCGGAAACGAGAAGAAAUACAAGUUUGGGAUUAAACCGGAGGCCACAAUAACCGAUUCCAGUUUGAAAAAUUACGCUCCGCAUCGGCGCAAGUGUUUCUAUUCCUAUGAACGGCCUUUGAAAUUUUUCAAAAUUUAUACGAAGCAGAAUUGCGACACUGAGUGUCUUGCUAAUUUCACGUUGAAAAGGUGCGGGUGUGUCCCUUUUUACAUGCCAUUCGAAAAGUCGACCCCAAUAUGCGGAUAUUCGAACUUCGUGUGCAAGAGCAGAGCUCGAAAUAUUUUACUAGACAUGGAAAUGGUAUCAGAAGUUGAAAAAAGCUCGGAUUUAACUGAUUGUGACUGUUUGCCUUCUUGCACAACAAUUAAAUACAAUCUGGAAGUAAGUGUGGAAGAACCUGGAACUGAAGCUAAUUUCCUCAGUAUGGUUUUUACUUCAUUGGACUUUGCAUUUAAUGAUGUGGAAUUUGUCCCAUUGACUCGAAACGAAUUAUUUGGGAAUGUGGAUUUUUGGGCCAAUUUGGGGGGGCUUUUAGGGCUUUUCUGCGGAUUUUCCGCAAUGUCCUUCUUUGAAAUUAUCUACUACAUGACGCUGCGGUGGAUGUGCCCCUUUUGCUGCUUCUGGAAGCAAAGACUAGGAGGCCUAGGGAAAACAGUUUCUUAACCAUUUAAUUUUUAUUUGGUCGCUUUUUACGAAGUUAGUUUUUGUCUUGGUGUAAAUUUGAAGGGGGCAGGAGCCAAGGAGCGAGUUUUUUCAAUACUGAGUGCAAAAUAAAAUAAAAAUAUUUCAUAAUUUGUAUUUUAGUCCUUGAACCCCUUGGUUUCUGACCUCGUCAUUUGUGUUUAUCUCUAAAAG
Tribolium madens (black flour beetle) is the source of this 1717-nucleotide messenger RNA. RefSeq names its product pickpocket protein 28-like. Gene Ontology annotation, molecular function: ligand-gated sodium channel activity. Bases 2 to 1525 code for a protein of 507 amino acids. The transcript has 7 exons. The record is from RefSeq and is a predicted model, not a curated record. Gene Ontology annotation, biological process: sodium ion transmembrane transport. Gene Ontology annotation, cellular component: membrane. Lineage: Eukaryota; Metazoa; Arthropoda; Insecta; Coleoptera; Tenebrionidae.